GAAAUGACGUAAGGACCUCUGCCAGUACCGGGGAAACGGGAUCGGCCAGGACAGCGCAAGUUCCACAUGCCCCCGGUCUCCCAGCAGGCCUUAGCGUCUCGAGUCUCCGGCCAGCCUGGGUUGUGAGCCCGCGUGCCUACCCUCCGGCCCCACUUUACGGACGGAGCCAUGUCUAGGAGUGGAGAUGCAGCCACAGUGGACGGAAACAAGUCAAAGAUGAGAGUGAUCCGUGUGGGUACUCGAAAGAGCCAGCUGGCAAGGAUACAGACGGACAGUGUGGUAGCAAUGCUGAAAGACAUCUACCCUGGUCUGCAGUUUGAAAUCAUUGCAAUGUCCACCACUGGGGACAAGAUCCUGGAUACUGCACUCUCUAAGAUUGGAGAGAAAAGCCUGUUCACUAAGGAGCUGGAGUAUGCCCUGGAGAAGAAUGAAGUGGACCUGGUUGUACAUUCCCUGAAGGACCUGCCCACUGUACUGCCCCCAGCCUUCACUAUUGGUGCUGUCUGCAAGCGGGAGAGCCCCUAUGAUGCUGUUAUCUUCCACCCUAAGUAUACUGGACAGACCUUGGGUACCCUGCCAGAGAGAAGUGUGAUAGGGACCAGCUCCCUUCGAAGAGCAGCUCAGUUGCAGCGAAAAUUUCCACAUCUGGAAUUCAGAAGUAUUCGAGGGAAUCUCAAUACUCGGCUUCGAAAGCUGGAUGAACAACAGGAAUUUAGUGCCAUCAUCCUGGCAGCAGCUGGACUGCAACGUAUGGGUUGGCAGAGUCGUGUAGGACAGCUCCUGUAUCCUGAAGAGUGUUUGUAUGCGGUGGGCCAGGGCGCCCUGGGUGUUGAGGUUCGAGCCAAGGACCAGGAAGUGCUGGAUUUGGUUCAAGUGCUACAUGAUCCUGAGACAUUGCUGCGAUGCAUUGCUGAAAGGGCCUUCUUGAGGCACCUGGAAGGAGGUUGCAGUGUGCCCGUGGCAGUUGAUACAACCCUCAAGGAUGGGCAGCUAUACCUGACUGGAGGUGUAUGGAGUCUGGAUGGCUCAGAUAGUCUGAAGGAAACCAUGCAGACAACCAUCAAUGACUCAGCCCAGCAUGAAGAUGGCCCAGAGGAUGAUGUGCAGAGGGUGGGCAUCACUGCUCAGCAUAUAUCUCAGGGAGUCCAAAGGGCAGCCGAAAACUUGGGUAUCAGCCUUGCCAACCUGCUGCUGAACAAGGGAGCCAGGAACAUCCUGGAUGUAGCAAGACAGCUCAAUGAUGCCCAUUAACCUAGCUUUGUGGACAUUUUCUGUCUAGCUGUCAAGUUUGUUCUGGGGUGCCCUAAACAUUUCCCUUACUGAGCAGGAACCAAUCCCCUGGGCACAAAAACUGCAUCAUCCAGGACUCAGGUGUGGGGAAGGGGCCCUAUUGCUGCUAAGCAUACUAGUGCCUUGUUCUGGCCCCUUUUAUUCAAGGGACUGGAAGAUUGUUUUCUGUGGUAUCAAAGACAUUGAAUGUAACCAAAUCUGUCAAUAAAACACCUCAAGCAAA
Molecule: messenger RNA, 1513 nt
Organism: Monodelphis domestica (gray short-tailed opossum)
Lineage: Eukaryota; Metazoa; Chordata; Mammalia; Didelphimorphia; Didelphidae
Gene: HMBS
Product: hydroxymethylbilane synthase
Biological process (GO): heme biosynthetic process
Cellular component (GO): cytoplasm
Molecular function (GO): hydroxymethylbilane synthase activity
Source: RefSeq, a predicted model, not a curated record